AUGUCUAAUCGUGUAGCAUCACCAACUAAUCCAGCCGCAUUAGCAGCUGCACAAGCAUCACAUAGUCCAGUUAUCAACUCCAAAAACACUUCAGCAGUUAUGAACCAACAUCUUCAUCAUCACUCACAAGCCAAUGGUGCUCCACUCAAUACAGCAGCAGCAGCCGCUGCUUCUUCAUCGAGCAACUCCAAUUCCUCAGUUGUUGGCUUACAUUACAAAAUUGGCAAGAAAAUUGGUGAAGGUUCAUUUGGAGUUAUAUUUGAAGGUACAAACAUUAUAAAUGGAGGUCCAGUGGCCAUUAAAUUUGAACCUAGAAAGACUGAAGCGCCUCAAUUAAGAGAUGAGUAUAGAACUUAUAAACAUUUACAAGGAUGUGCUGGUAUUCCCAAUGCAUAUUAUUUUGGUCAAGAAGGAUUGCAUAACAUUUUAGUUAUUGAUUUAUUGGGUCCUUCAUUGGAAGAUUUAUUUGAUUGGUGUGGAAGGAGAUUUUCCGUAAAGACAGUUGUACAAAUUGCUAUACAAAUGUUGACUUUAGUUGAAGAAGUGCAUCGUCAUGAUUUGAUUUAUAGAGAUAUUAAACCUGAUAAUUUUCUUAUUGGACGUCAAGGCAUGCCCGAUGAAAAUAAUGUUCAUUUAAUUGAUUUUGGUAUGGCAAAACAAUAUCGUGAUCCAAGAACAAAACAACAUAUUCCAUAUAGAGAAAAAAAAUCAUUGAGUGGUACUGCUAGAUAUAUGUCGAUAAACACCCAUUUAGGAAGAGAACAGUCAAGACGUGAUGAUUUAGAAGCAUUAGGUCAUGUUUUUUUUUACUUUUUAAGAGGUCAAUUACCAUGGCAAGGUUUAAAAGCACCAACUAAUAAACAAAAAUAUGAAAAGAUUGGUGACAAAAAGAGAACAACCCCAGCAGUUACUCUUUGUGAUGGAUUACCUACACAAUUUGCCGAAUAUUUAGAUUCAGUAAGAUCAUUACCAUUUGAUGCUGAACCUCCUUAUGAAGAAUAUAGAAUGUUGUUGGUUUCAGCAUUGGAUGAUUUAGGACAAUCAUGUGAUGGAGACUACGAUUGGAUGCAUUUAAAUGGAGGUAAAGGAUGGGAUGCUGCAAUCAAUAAGAAACCUAAUUUGCACGGAUAUGGACAUCCUAAUCCUCCAAAUGAAAGAGAAAGAAGACAUCGUGAUCAAAGAAGGAGUAGACAACCACAACAACAACAACAGCAACAACAGCAAGCGCAUCAGCAACAACAACAACAAUCACAACAACAAUACCAACAACAACAACAAUUGAAUCAACCACAACUGCAACUGCAAUUAUCAGCAGCUCAAUUGCAUCAACAAAAAUUACAACAUUUAGUUAAUAGACCAUUACCGCCAAUCAAACAAGAAUCAAACUCGGCAUUGCCUACAACUAGUCGGAAUGACAUGUUGGCAAACAAUGGUGGUGGAAAUAGUGUUGCUGGUGGUGCAGGUGCUGGUGGCAAAUAUGAAGGGUAUGGACAAUACCAACAACAACCACAUCAACAACAACAUCUUGAUGAGGAUGAAGAACACAAGGGAUUAUUUUCUAAGUUAUGUUGUCAUUAG
Messenger RNA from Lodderomyces orthopsilosis Co 90-125, 1578 nucleotides. RefSeq names its product serine/threonine protein kinase (gene YCK2). The coding region runs from base 1 to 1578 and encodes 525 amino acids. The transcript has a single exon. NCBI's taxonomy places the organism in Eukaryota, Fungi, Ascomycota, Pichiomycetes, Serinales, Debaryomycetaceae. The record is from RefSeq and is a predicted model, not a curated record. Gene Ontology annotation, cellular component: nucleus; cytoplasm. Gene Ontology annotation, biological process: endocytosis; peptidyl-serine phosphorylation; signal transduction. Gene Ontology annotation, molecular function: ATP binding; protein serine/threonine kinase activity.